Oppiella nova is the source of this 387-nucleotide messenger RNA. Lineage: Eukaryota; Metazoa; Arthropoda; Arachnida; Sarcoptiformes; Oppiidae. The record is from the annotation of a GenBank genome assembly.
AUGCCGUCGUAUCACUCAAAGCUAGUGCCCACCAAAUCGGUGGCAAACAUAGCGUUACUGCCCUUCCGGACCAAAUUCCGGGGACCCAUAAUGUCGGCACCGGGAGGAGACACCACACAACUCAACGGCCACGACAUGGAUAUCAUCGACGAGUCAUUGCUGUACUUCAAGCCCAACGUGUUCUUCAAGACGUUUGAGAUCCAGUCCAACGCCGACAGAGUUCUCAUAUAUUUGACACUUUAUAUCACCGAAUGUCUGAAACGACUGCAACGGCUCCAGACGAAGGAACACGGAUUGGCUGAGAUGUACGCCCUCGCCAUCAGUCGCUUCGAUAUACCCGGUAUGUCGAGGGCAACGGUUCCCACGUAUUCGGUCACCACGCCAUGA